AUGGUCCGUCGCAACUCCGACAUCGAGAUUCAGCUCCCAGAUGCCGGUCCGACACCUCUCUCAGACACCGACUCUCUCACAGAUGUGGAAAUGAUCUCGGAUGAAACAUUCCUAAACCUCCCCCCACACAUCGCAGCCCGAUUCUACCGCAAAACCAGCAAGGCCCGACGCUCCUCUUCCUCCCGACGAAGCUCAAUUUCCUCCCUACACUCACACACCUCAACCGGCUCCUCAAGCGCAGACAACAUCGCCCAACACCUCCGCCGCACCUCGAUCCUGGAAAGCCGAAAGGCAAGACUCGCGGACCGGGCAUUACAUGCCGAGAAAGUAAGGCUACGAGCCGCGCUGGCCAAAGCAGCUACGCGCAAUCUACAGAUCGAGGAACGAGCGCUCGCCGCACAGCAGGCGCGGGAGCGUCUGUUGGCUGAUAUCACAGCCAAGUGCGAAGACCAGGUCAAACGGGCCAAGAAGAAGGCGGAAGAUCAGCGCGAUAAGAAAGCCGCGGAGGAGGCGCGUUUGCGGCUGGAGAUGGCGGAGAAGUUCGCUGAAGCGGAGAAACGACGUGCGGCGUAUCAGACUCAUCGACGUCGUCGUACGAGUAGCUUGCCUGCGGCGGAGGAGAAGAAGAUGUCGCGGGAGGUUAUGAAGUCCAUUGCGGAAGAUGCGGCUGCGCGGCAGAUCCAGCGGGUGUGGAAGACACAUCGUGCGAAGAGGGUUAUGGCGGAGUUCAAGUCUUUGGAUCUUUCCGUAGAUCGCGUGCGCGAGAUGAGCUUUGAGGAGGUCGGGGCUCUUCUUUCCAGUGCCGAGUUGCUGGAUACCAUGACGAGGGUCCUCAAGCUCUGUGGACUACAGGAUAUGGAAGGUGGUACACUUGGGGAGAGGGGCGCUGUGCGCACUUUUCUCAGUAGCUAUUUGAUCGUCACGCACCCCAAAGAGGUCUUGAGCAGCAACGGAGAUCAAGAGCAGGAUUUGAUUGCCAAGGCUCGGGAGUUGCUGAUUGUCUUUGAUCAGGUUACAGCACUGCUUUCAUCCGGUUGCUGUUCGCCUUCGGUCAUCACUGCGGAUAUCCAGACUUUGUGUGAAUCACACAAUGUGUUCUUUUCUGCGUUCCAUGCUUGGAAGUCCCACGACUCAACCGUUUUGAUUGAGAUCAUGGUUGCACAGUUUGUGGAAUUGGAGUUGAUCUGGCAGACCGUCAAAAACGACAAGGCUGGAGGUGCCGCAGAGGACUACAGACAGGGUAUCCGCCAGAAUCAAGUUCUGCUGCUUGCCCGUCUGAAAAGACUUGCAGGACCCGAGCGUCAUAUGGAGAUGAUUCGGGAUUCAUUGAAAAAGGCCAAACGCGAGAAGAAGCGCGCGGCCUCCAAGCAAGCCAUCCCGCGAUCUGCUGAGGCUGCACCCCCCACGACGGAGGUCUUGACGGAGAGCAUGACCUCGCCUCUGAGUGAGUCGUUCAACAACAUCGAUGCCGCGGUCUUCCAAGAGCUGGACAGACAGCGCACAUCCCCCCAUGAGCGAUUCACCAAAUUCCUGACUCCGCUCCCCGAGAACCGGGAGCUGGUUCAUGAGCUACUUGUCAACAAGGAGUUCAAGAUUGAAGAAGCACCUUACACCGAGCCGCGCAGGCAAAUAAUGAAGCAGAUGUGUGACACUAUGCGGACAGGCGUCGAAGCCGGACAUGGCACCAAUUGGACCGUAGCGAUGGCUACAGUGAUUCAAGAUCGUCUGUUACGGUCCCUUCAGCGUGGCAACUCCCUCUACGUGAUAAUCAGUGAAGUUCUGGAUCCAAAACUGGUCCAAGGGCAGUGCGAAGCCGGCACGUUCUCGUACGACAAUUUCUUUGAAUUCAUGAACAACAUCCUGCCUCGUCUAUGCGCUCCUUACCGAGACCCUAUGGUUAAGGCGUACAUCGAAGACACCUCCGGCGACGCCAUUGACCGACUCGCACGACUAAUGAGUAUCAUCGAUCUUCUCUCCCUCGAUCAAACAAACUUCAUGAUCCAGCUCGCCGCACCCCAACUCAUCGAAGAAGCACCGGGAUACGAACAACGCACCUUCGACCGCGGCGUCGCAGACGGAUCAAUCAGCCUUAACAAAACACGCCGCUUCUGGCGCAUCCAUCGCAAGAUCAUCGUAGACGAGAUGAAAAAGCGAGACCCAGAAGGUAUCCAAGGCGAACCGCAUCCUGCCCCAGCCCGAGUCUACGCAACAGGCCUCACAGACACAGUCUUCAGCAACGCCCUCGUAUCCGAAGAUCUCGUUCCAGAAACCCUCAGCCUAGACCGACGCCGACUAGAGCGUCUCCACGCACGAGCCUUCCAAAUCGUCGCAACAGCAUCCAUCCUCCUAACCGCAAAGAACCUCCUCAAGCGAGAUGCCCGCUCGCAAUGGAAACCAGAGGCCGAUCGCAUCCUCUCCUUGGACUUUAAUGAAAUUAGCGCAGAUCGCGUUCAAUCGAUUCUGCAAUCUACGCACCCUAUGCCUCCCUCCGCAAGUGCUCAGCUGGCAGCCACUAUCAAACGUGUUCUUGCGCCCGUUGCGACAGCCUGUCUCGCUGCGUCGCCGCAGCUGGUUAUUACGACUGAGACGUCGGCUUCGGAGAUGCCUUCGCACUCGGAGACAGUGCCUAAUUUUGCGGAUCCGGUUGCGCGGUUGAUCCUUUCUCGUUUGCGAAGUCAUGUUCUCUCGCGUCUUAGUGCGUCGAGUGCUAAUGAGCGCGUGCGUGCUACGACUACUGCUAGUCAGAACUUGGCAGCUGCUGGUAUGCCGGAGUUUGUGAAUGAGGUUGGUAAACUGGUGGAGGAGCUGGAGAAGGUUCGAGAGGUGGAUUGGCUUUGCCAUGGGGCUGUUUAUGAGGGGUUGUAG
Messenger RNA from Penicillium brevicompactum, 2865 nucleotides. Its product is annotated as IQ calmodulin-binding motif domain protein. The coding region runs from base 1 to 2865 and encodes 954 amino acids. The transcript has a single exon. The record is from RefSeq and is a predicted model, not a curated record. NCBI's taxonomy places the organism in Eukaryota, Fungi, Ascomycota, Eurotiomycetes, Eurotiales, Aspergillaceae.